UUUUUGUUCAUUAAUUUUGUGUAGUAUAUUAGGAAAGCUUAAACCCCAAACACAACCCUGGUGGCUGAUAGCCUUCAAAGUUCGAACUCAAAACGAGAGAGAGAAAUGAAGUUCAGGAGUCUGAUUCCGUCGGGUUCGUGGCUGGUGAGGAAGCUUUGCACCGAGACCGCCGAGAAUGCGAUGGCUCCAGCGGUGAGGGCGGCGGCGGCUCGAAACAGAAACAUUCUGUAUUCGAGGCUGUCGGCUUUAGGAGCGACGGGAGGGACGGUGGCGGAGGCGUUAAACGGUUACAUAAUGGAAGGGAAGAAGAUUAGGAAAGAUGAGCUGAGCCGCUGUGUCAAAGAGAUGCGCAAGUACCGUCGUUACCAGCACUCCCUUGAUAUUAUGGAUUGGAUGGAGAAGAGGAAUAUGCAUUUCUCGCAUGUUGAUCAUGCUGUACGUUUGGAUCUUAUUGCAAAAACCAAAGGACUUGGGGCUGCUGAGGAUUACUUAAGCGCCCUUCCUCCAAAUGCCAAGAACAAAUUUACUUAUGGCUCUCUCUUGAAUUGCUAUUGCAAUAAUCUUAUGGAGGACAAGGCAUUGGCCCUUUUUAAGAAAAUGGAUGAAUUGAAGUUCAUUGAUAAUUGUUUACCUUUCAACAAUCUCAUGUGCUUGUAUAUGAGAUUGGGGCGACCUCAGAAGGUGCCCCAACUUGUCGAUGAAAUGAAGCGCUGUGACAUUCCCCGGGGUAGCUUCACGUACAUUCUUUGGAUGCAGAGCUAUGCAGAGUUAAAUGACAUUGAGGGAGCGGAGAAUGUUUUGAUGGAGUUGUCAAAUGAUAGUGAAGAUAAGUGUACUUGGAGAACAUAUAGUAAUCUGGCUGCAAUGUAUGUCAAGGCUGGUCAGUUUGAGAAAGCUGAGGCAUGUCUUAAGAAGUUAGAGAAAGAUAAUAUGCCUCGUCAGCGCGAGGCUUACCAUUAUCUGAUUAGCUUGUAUGCCGGUACUUCGAAUCGAGAUGAGGUUUAUCGGCUAUGGGAAGAUCUGAAACAGCGUUAUCCUACUGUUAACAAUGCAAGCUAUCUUAUUAUGGUUCAGGCACUUGCUAAUCUAAAGGAUUUCAAGGGUUUGAAGAAAUGUUUUGAGGAGUGGGACACUAGUUGCUCUUCGUAUGAUAGGAGGUUGGUAACUAGUACCAUCCGUGGUUUUCUAUUGGGUGACAUGCUCGAGGAAGCCGAAGUCGUUUUGGAUAAUGCUAUGAAGAGAAGUAAAGGUCCUUAUACUAAGGCUCAAGAGUAUUUCAUGGUUUACUUCUUAAGGAAAUAUCGCUUUGACAUGGCUUUGAAGCAUAUGGAAGCAGUGGUUUCUGAGGUCAAGGACUGGAGCCCUGUUAAUCCCGAAACCACGACUGCUUUUUUCGAUUAUUUCAUGAGUGAGGGUGAUGUUAAGGCUGCCGAGGAGUUCUGCAAGCAUCUAAAGAAUAACAAUUGUCUUGAUUCCGAGGUGUACCAUCAGUUGCUAAGACUUUAUGUUGCUGCUGGUAAGGUGGCUCCAGACAUGCGCCGAAGGUUGGAGGAUGAUGGGAUUGAAAUCAGCAAAGAGCUCGAGGAUUUGCUUGUAAAGGUUUGCCCAGAGUAAUGUUGUAUUCUGAAGCUGUUAACAACCUAUAUUCAUUUAGGAUAAUCGUGAGUCUAUUCCAUGAUCUCUGGUGGCUAGUUUCGGUCUAGUUUUUUUUUUUGCGAGCUGUGAUAUUCCAGUUGGUUCAAUGACGUUCCAAAGUACCUCAUUUAUAGAGAUGUAGAACUUGCUAUGAAAAUGAACAUUAGGAAAAAGGGACAUCAAUGAUGUAGCGAAUUUGGAUCAUUCUUAAAAAUUACAAGGUCUUGUCAGUGAUAUGUAAGUUGCAUCUCAUCCAUCCACUUUUAUAUUAUGUACUAAAUGCUAUGUUCUUUCUUUAGCCAAUCAAACAGAUUAAUUCUGAGGACCUUGAGUAAUACAUUUAAAAAUUAAA
Messenger RNA from Gossypium arboreum, 1987 nucleotides. RefSeq names its product pentatricopeptide repeat-containing protein At1g02370, mitochondrial-like. Gene Ontology annotation, molecular function: protein binding. The transcript has 2 exons. NCBI's taxonomy places the organism in Eukaryota, Viridiplantae, Streptophyta, Magnoliopsida, Malvales, Malvaceae. The coding region runs from base 106 to 1614 and encodes 502 amino acids. Gene Ontology annotation, cellular component: mitochondrion. The record is from RefSeq and is a predicted model, not a curated record.